AUGCUCUCUCACAGGCAGCUGGACAACAACCAGCUGACAUGCAUCGACGAGAGCGCCAUCAAGGGGCUGCGGGAACUGCAAGUCCUGACGGUGAACAACAACAACCUGACGACGCUGCCCCGGGAGCUGUUCGAGCACAUGACGAAGCUGAGGAGCGUCCGCCUGGCCGACAACAAGUUCGUGUGCGACUGCCGCCUGUCGUGGCUCGGGCGCUGGCUGCGACGGCACCCGACGCUGGCACUCUUCACGCGCUGCGACGGCCCGGCGGCGCUGCGGGGCAAGGAGGUCGCCGAGCUGCAUGAGUCCCACUUCAAGUGUUCAGGUGGUGCGUCGCGCGACGAGGGCGGGAACUGCCCGUCGCCGCCGCUGUGCCCGGACAAAUGCCGCUGCGACGAGGGCAUCGUGGACUGCCGGGACCGCGGCCUCACUCACGUGCCCCUCCACAUCCCCGAGGACACCACCGAGCUGCGAUUGGAGCAGAACCAGAUCUCCGAGGUCCCCAGCCGCGCCUUCGCCCCCUUUAGGAAGCUGCGUCGCAU
Messenger RNA from Penaeus vannamei (Pacific white shrimp), 539 nucleotides. Lineage: Eukaryota; Metazoa; Arthropoda; Malacostraca; Decapoda; Penaeidae. The record is from RefSeq and is a predicted model, not a curated record.